Messenger RNA from Uloborus diversus, 762 nucleotides. Its product is annotated as proclotting enzyme-like. Gene Ontology annotation, biological process: proteolysis. The record is from RefSeq and is a predicted model, not a curated record. Gene Ontology annotation, molecular function: serine-type endopeptidase activity. Lineage: Eukaryota; Metazoa; Arthropoda; Arachnida; Araneae; Uloboridae. The transcript has 5 exons. The coding region runs from base 1 to 762 and encodes 253 amino acids.
AUGGAAAUUGAUGAAAAAAUGUCUUUCUUACGUCCCUCCAAUGUCAUUCGAAAUUUUUUCAAACCUAAAAAAGUGCCUCUAUUCUCCGGUUGCCCAACUAAUACACAGUGCUCCUUUAUCUUAUCUUGCUGGUGGAGUGGGGACUCAGUUGGAACUUCGUGUGGACCCCUCUUCUUUUGUUGUGGAAGUCAGGAUAGCAGAGAUGACCAACAUGUACAUCAGCUCUACUAUGGUCCUGUUAGAAAUGAUCCAGUAUGUGGCAGAAGUUCAACUGCAACAAGCAGAAUAGUUGGAGGUGAAGAUGCAGCGUUUGGACAGUUCCCUUGGCUGGCGUUUAUCCAAGUGGGUGGCAGUCGUUGUGGAGGGGCACUAGUGGCUUGGCGACACGUCGUUACAGCUGGGCACUGCGUUGCAAAAACUCAACACAAUCCUGGCAACAUCAAAGUCACGUUAGGUGAUUAUAUCCUCAAUUCGGACCUGGAAGGCCUUCCUAGUGAAAGUUUCGGUGUCGAUGAGGUGAAAGUGCAUCCAAAGUUUCGGUUCACACCACAGGCAGAUCGCUUCGACGUGGCUGUGCUGUUACUGGAUCGACCAGUUGGUUAUCGCUUCAACAUGAAACCCAUCUGUUUGCCGGAAAAGGGCACCGACUUCUUGGGUGUAGUAGGAUAUGCUGCUGGAUGGGGAGCCUUAGAGCCAGGUGCUGGUGAACUAAAAAAGGGGAGGGUCAAAAAAGUGUGUGGGGUUAGAAGGCGUGGCCCCUGA